This is a messenger RNA of Fraxinus pennsylvanica, 441 nucleotides long. The record is from the annotation of a GenBank genome assembly. NCBI's taxonomy places the organism in Eukaryota, Viridiplantae, Streptophyta, Magnoliopsida, Lamiales, Oleaceae.
AUGACGACUCGUUUCAGGAAGAACAGGAAGAAGCGAGGGCACGUCAGCGCCGGCCACGGCCGCAUCGGAAAGCACCGGAAGCAUCCCAGUGGCCGUGGAAACGCCGGAGGUAUGCACCACCACCGUAUCCUCUUCGACAAGUACCAUCCAGGUUAUUUCGGCAAAGUCGGGAUGCGCUACUUUCAUAGGCUCCGCAACAAGUUCCAUUGCCCAAUUGUCAACAUCGACAAGCUCUGGUCCAUGGUACCCAAGGAAGCCAAAGACGCAGCAUCAAACGAAAAAGUGCCCGUGAUUGAUGUUACGCAGUUCGGGUACUUCAAGGUUUUGGGCAAGGGAGUUUUGCCGGAGAAUCGACCGGUGGUUGUUAAGGCUAAGCUCGUGUCGAAAAUUGCUGAGAAGAAAAUUAAGGAGGCCGGUGGGGCUGUUUUACUCACUGCUUAG